Messenger RNA from Panicum virgatum (switchgrass), 351 nucleotides. RefSeq names its product sodium/potassium/calcium exchanger 1-like. The transcript has a single exon. The record is from RefSeq and is a predicted model, not a curated record. Lineage: Eukaryota; Viridiplantae; Streptophyta; Magnoliopsida; Poales; Poaceae. Bases 1 to 351 code for a protein of 116 amino acids.
AUGGGGGUGCGGCGGGGAAGAAGUUGGGGCAGAGGCCGGCGAGGUGGGUGCGGCGGAGGCCGGGGAGGGGAGGUUGGUGCUGUGGAGGAUGGUGCGGUGGAGGCCGGGGAGGGGAAGGGUGCGGCGGAGGAUAGGGAGGGUGUGGCGGAGGAUGGUGCGGCGAAGUUGGUGUGGCGGAGGAUGGUGCAGCGGGGGACCGACAGCGGCGAGGUCGGUGCUACGGAGGCUGGGGAGGGGAAGGGUGCGGCCGAGGAUGGGAAGGGUGCGGCGUCGGGGAAGAUGAGCUGGGCGGCGGAGGAUAACGACGCCAGGAACGACGUUUCGCAGAAUAGCGACGGGGGAGGAAAAUAA